Molecule: messenger RNA, 1623 nt
Organism: Sporothrix brasiliensis 5110
Lineage: Eukaryota; Fungi; Ascomycota; Sordariomycetes; Ophiostomatales; Ophiostomataceae
Exons: 2
Coding region: 1-1623 (540 amino acids)
Source: RefSeq, a predicted model, not a curated record
AUGACUGGACGAUGCAACACGCCUGCUGCGGCUUCUCCAGAUUUCGAAGCUGCCCCGCCUAGGAGGUACCAUGGCGCCGGCAACGACGGCCGCGGUGAUGACGGCCAGGCCGAAUUUUCCCAACAACUGCUUAACCACCAGCACCGCUCUAUAUUGCCGCCCACAUCACAAGCAGACCUUCGAGACAAUGGCAGAAGCGCCCGGGACAGACGGAGAGGGUCACCUUCGCGCAGUGCGCUGCACCAGCCACCAAACAUGCCGUCGAGGGCGUCACUCUCUUCGCCGGCCAAUCCACAGCCUACGUUGCAGAACCGCCCGCCCCGAAUAGGACAACCCGGCACGGCGCGCUCGUCGGCCAUGGAUAUUGACGAGCUUGCCAACACGGAUGAGGACGUCGAAGAGCUAGAUGUACUCCCGCUCGUCAUGUCGGACCUGGACCCUCGGUACGCAAAAGAGGUCACUACGCCUAAAAAUUCACCGCCGCCGCCCUCUCAACCUUCAACACCACCUAAGGCCAACGGCAACAUCCAGAAGACACCUAUGACGGUGUUCGCAUCCUUACCAUCACUUUACACGCCUAAAGCUGGCGGCAGCGUGCCGGCACCACCGCCACCAGCAGAAUCAGCCACAGAAUCAGCAACGGUAACAGCAACAAAGAACCUGUCGCCCGUCGUCGCCGUGGGGCGGCGCUCCAAUUCCAUGCUCGCCGUGCGCGUCAAGGGCCGACCCAAGGGCUGGAAGCCCGGGAUGACCUACCGAGAAGUGGCCCUGCGGAAUGCGGGGGUCGAUCCCAACGACCCGUCCGUGCCGCCAGAAAUUCUUUUGCCGCCACGCCCCCGGAAAACGGGGCGACCACCAGGCCGGCCGCGACUGCCAGGAGGUCCGCGACCGAAGCCCAGCCAGGGCGCAUUUGGCUUCAAGCGCGUUGGUCGCCCGCCGAUCCAGCCCAUUGAGGUGGUUCAGCGCUCCAUCUUCUGCAAUGGCCAGGCGUGCUUUGCGCCGUUCGUCUGUGAGUGGACCGGAUGCCGGGCCGAGCUGCACAACAUGGCUACGCUGCGCAAGCACGUCACUGUCGUGCACGGGCGACCAGCCGGAGCGGCCAAUACAUGUCAGUGGCGACGAUGCGCAGACCGCCAGACCGUACCCGCGCGGUACAAGGACGACACCGAUACCGACGCAGAUGGACAGACAUUACUCGAGCACGUUGAAUACCAACACCUGGCGCCGUUGGAGUGGCACCGGGGCGAUGGGUUUGUCAACAAUGGCCACAUAGGGCCGCCUCCGCCGCCAGCGGCAGCCAUGCUGCUGUCCAAGGCGAGGACAAUGGACAAUUUGCAAGCGAAGACGGAAAACGACGACAACAAGCCUCCUGCGGCAGAAACGCGUCUUCUGAACAAGGCGCCGGAAGUUGGCCUGGACGGCGUUCCACCUGACGACCUGCCACCCUAUCUUUUGGAUGACAAGGGCAAGCAGGUGACGCCACUGCUCCGCGAUGGUCUCUUGGAAGCGUCAACCUUCUUUUGGACACAUGAACAGCGCGGACGGCGGCUUAAAGAGCUGUAUCGGCAACACCAGCAAAAUAUGAAGAAACGGCCGGACCGGGAGCUCGGCCGUUUGGUUUAG